Boeremia exigua is the source of this 1531-nucleotide messenger RNA. RefSeq lists its product as uncharacterized. The record is from RefSeq and is a predicted model, not a curated record. The transcript is spliced from 2 exons. The annotation marks the transcript as partial. NCBI's taxonomy places the organism in Eukaryota, Fungi, Ascomycota, Dothideomycetes, Pleosporales, Didymellaceae.
AUGGCAUCUUUCGGCAAGGUGCUCGACCUGCUCGACGACCGCUACCUCGAGCUGCAGGACGUCGUUGGCAAUGCCGAGCCGCUACCAACACUCGUUCCGUACGAAGAGUAUGCUCAAAACGUGCUGGUUUACCGCAUGGAUACGGAUCAUGAGAUCGUCAUGGGCUUGAUCCAGGACUUCACCUUUCGUCUAGCACACCAGACGCACAAGGAGCUCUGGACGUGGUUAGUGCAGUGGGAAGUUGACAAAACGCCACCUGUGCAGCAGGCUCAAUCACCAAAAAAGGUUCGCCUAGACGAAGAGCAGCCAACGGCGCCGCGUCCAGCGCCCGCUCUCACUAUCUUCGAGCGACGCACGCUCGACGGCGCGCUGCUGCUGGAGGAUGAUAUGUUGCGCAUUCUGCUUGACAUUGUGCAAGUUGGCAGCGCACUCGUCCCCAACUUUAUCGAGUUUUUGUACCGCUGGAUUGACUAUCACGAGGGCGACGGAAAAGCGCUCAAAGCUGCGCUGAGAUGGGAGAUCCCAAGUUUGUGGGACUUUGACUAUCACCCUCUUGUGCUGCCGCCGAAAGAGGGAGAGAAGACUCAAAACACAGGCGGGCAACACGAAGAAGGAGAGAGAACUAUGUAUGGACGACAGAAACCCGAUUUAGCAGCCAUUGAGCGCCGCACGUUCUACACCGAAGAGAGCGAACGCCUCUUAUACCGCGAAGUCAAGUUCGGCAUGCAGCUACCCAAGGUUCAUCAGCCGCUGCCACCACUCAUCAACGUUCCCCACGAAUAUCGUAAACGUACGAAGUACUAUGCCGCGUGCUUCAGGUCCCGCCAACGCGCCCUCUUCCUCCUCCUUGAAGCCGGUCUCACUAUGAACCAGGUCAACAACUAUCAGAAGCUGCAGGCUGAGCACCCCAAAGAAACGCCCGAUACAUCUACCGGCAACGGUCUCCGCAACUACGAAAAGGACGCUAAAUACGCACAGAGGCAUUUCGAGUGGAGGGAGAAGCAAAUCAAGCAGCGUGAGAUCGCCAUCAGCAACAAUCUCGCCGUCGAAGCCCAGCUCGCUGCCAGCCAUGCAGUUCCCGACGGAGCAGCUGGCCUGCCGCUCAUCCCACCUACUCCGUCGUACACAAGGAAGACAGACAUGAUGGCCGCUAUGUUGCGGAAACUUAAAGAGAAAAGAGCAAACAAGGAAGAGAGGAUCAGGAUCGUACCGAAGUCCCUCGUGGGCAGGAUGAAGAGUAGUGUGUUUGAAAACACAGAAGAAGAGCCUUCAUUCCUGCAUCAGCCUGACAUUGGAAGCUCACCUAUACUUGGGCCAAGGCGGCAACCUUUCCACCCCCAGUCUGACGAUGGCAACGAAGACAUGGAUGUGGAAAGCGAAACCAACAGCAACGCAAGAAGCGAGGCUGGUGAUGAGGAUGCAACUACUGAACAAGCGUCAGCUGCGAGUCUGCCACGCCCGUUGCUACCACCGCCACUACCACCGCCUCCUUUUACGAUAGCUAGCAACCCAUCAUCGAAUUCGAGCGAUA